Molecule: messenger RNA, 606 nt
Organism: Puccinia graminis f. sp. tritici CRL 75-36-700-3
Lineage: Eukaryota; Fungi; Basidiomycota; Pucciniomycetes; Pucciniales; Pucciniaceae
Exons: 2
Coding region: 1-606 (201 amino acids)
Biological process (GO): transcription initiation at RNA polymerase II promoter; transcription preinitiation complex assembly
Cellular component (GO): transcription preinitiation complex; nucleus
Molecular function (GO): TBP-class protein binding; RNA polymerase II general transcription initiation factor activity
Source: RefSeq, a predicted model, not a curated record
AUGGCUGGCUGGAAGGGUUUCCUUCCAGCCAGCGAGGUUGGACAGUUGUUCAAAGAGAUUGUCGUGCUUACCCGAGUGCCCAAGAAGCAAAUCGGCCAAUGUUUCAAGGCGCUCUCUGCUUCAUUCGAGACAUCUGCGGUUGGCAAUGGCAGUGCUUUGAACACAACUACAGGCAAAGCCAGUGGUGCUGGCACUGAAGAUCUGAUGGCCCGUUUCUGCAGUCAUCUUGGACUUCUGUUUUUUGUUCAAAGCGGUGCCAAGAGAAUCACCAUACUUCAGCAAGACAUGGGUAUCCUUGCUGUUCAAAGUCCUAUCAGUGUAGCUAGUGCUUGUAUCUACUUUGCCAGUCAUCUUUAUAACAAAACCAAGAGUGCAAAGGAAAUUUCUGGUGUUGCCGGUGUCAGCAAGGUCACAAUCAAAAUCACACCUUGUCGACCGGAAGGAUUUCCUUCCAGCCGGCUGCCUUGCCGCCCAUUUAAAGGGUGGAUAUCUGUGGAUACCCGCUUGGAUACUCGCCUAGGCCGACGGAUACCCGCCAGCAAGUGCGGAUGCCCCAUUCCGCUGAAAAACAGAGGGGAUAUCUGGAUGGCCUGGGGCCAUCUCUAA